Molecule: messenger RNA, 1014 nt
Organism: Hirsutella rhossiliensis
Lineage: Eukaryota; Fungi; Ascomycota; Sordariomycetes; Hypocreales; Ophiocordycipitaceae
Product: GRASP55/65 PDZ-like domain-containing protein
Exons: 3
Coding region: 1-1014 (337 amino acids)
Biological process (GO): Golgi organization
Cellular component (GO): Golgi apparatus
Molecular function (GO): protein binding
Source: RefSeq, a predicted model, not a curated record
AUGUUCAACGCGCUGAACCGGUUCAUGUCCCGCCUCGAUGGCGGCGACCAACAACAGCAACGUCAGCACGAGCGAGGCUCCUUUGGCUUCCAGGUGCUGAGAAACACCAACCUGGACCUUGCGAUAGAGCCGUGGUUCGACUUUAUAGUAGGGAUCAACGGAAGACCGAUUGACAACCCCGAUCCGACCUUGUUCGCCCAAGAGAUUCGAAACUGCGCCGGCAGCACCGUAACACUGGGUCUUUGGAAUGCAAAGGGCCAACGUACGAGAGAGAUGCAUGUCCCUGUCCCCAGCGACACCGCGUCACUCGGGCUGUCCCUUCAGUACUCGCCAAUUGCCCUCGCCGCCAACGUCUGGCACGUACUCGACGUCGCCGCAAACUCUCCCGCCGAUCACGCGGCCCUCCUGCCUUACAGCGACUACAUUCUCGGGAGCCCCGAGGGAGCUCUCCACGGCGAAGCGGCUCUUGGGGAGCUUGUCGAGGACCACAUCGGCAGACCCUUGCGCCUGCACGUCUACAACAACGAAUACAAUGUCACAAGGGAGGUUACCAUACAACCAAGCCGAGGCUGGGGCGGUGAGGGAGCUCUGGGGUGUAUCCUUGGCUACGGGGCUUUGCACCGGCUACCAGCUCCGCUGAGUGAGCCCGUCGAUGCGCCUGGGGAGACCAUGUUCGACGGCGACGUGAAUGAGAAGAACGAAAGGACAGCUGUGCUGGGCGAUUCGGCCCUCCCUCUGCCGCCCGGAGGCGAGUAUCUCAUCCCAGCCCAGAUGGUUGACUCAGCACCCACCGGAGGCCCACCACGGACGGGAACGGCAAAGAAGAAGGAGCGUCACGGUCACAGCCCGAACCCGCUGAUGGAUGACUACUUCAAGGAAGAGGAGAAAAAGAGCCGUGAGCUCGACAAUGCGCCCAAGCCAAAAAGUUCCGGGGUGCCUCCGCCACCCAAGGCAGCUGGAGGGCCACCCAAAGCCGACGCAAAAGAGGUGGCAGAAGGAGGCGGUGGCGAGUGA